This is a messenger RNA of Plasmodium adleri (nom. inval.), 729 nucleotides long. Its product is annotated as ERCC1 nucleotide excision repair protein, putative. Gene Ontology annotation, cellular component: nucleotide-excision repair factor 1 complex; nucleus; ERCC4-ERCC1 complex. Bases 1 to 729 code for a protein of 242 amino acids. Gene Ontology annotation, molecular function: single-stranded DNA binding; damaged DNA binding. The record is from RefSeq and is a predicted model, not a curated record. Gene Ontology annotation, biological process: mitotic recombination; meiotic mismatch repair; UV-damage excision repair. NCBI's taxonomy places the organism in Eukaryota, Apicomplexa, Aconoidasida, Haemosporida, Plasmodiidae. The transcript has a single exon.
AUGGUAAGUGAUAAGGAAGAUAAAUGUAACAGAAUUAAUAACAAUGAUAAAAUUAAUAGUCUCGAAUGCAUUAAUGAAGAAAAAAAAAAUAAUACAGAUGAAGGAGGAGAAAGUUUCUUUGAUAUUAAUGCUGAACAAUAUUUAAUUAUAUCAUUAAGACAAAAACUUAAUCCAGUUAUAAAAAAAAUAAAAAGAGUUCGUUAUAAAUUUAAUAAUAUUAUUCCAGAUUUUUUAGUAGGUAAAAAUAAUGCAUGUCUUUUUAUAUCAAUGAAGUAUCAUCGUUUACGCUCAAACUAUUUAAAAGCUAGAAUAGAAACUUUAUCAAAUAAAUAUAAUAACAGAAUAUUAUUAUGUCUAGUUGAUAUGGAUAAUAUUGAAAAUUCUUUAGGAGAAAUAAAUCAAUUAUCUUUUUCUUUUAAUAUGACACUUAUAUUAUGUUGGUCUAAUGAAGAAUGUGCCAGAGUAAUUGAAGAUUUUCGUAUUUAUGAAAAAAAAAUUUCUUAUAUUAUAAAAAAAAAAAUUUCCUCUUCUAAUCAAGAAGAAAAAAUACAUGAACUAUUAAAAAAAAUUAGAUGUAUACAUACAACCGAUUGCAUAACACUUACAACCAAAUUUAAAAAUCUCAAAAAUAUUAUUCAAGCUAAAAAAGAAGAUCUAGUAAGUUGCUCAGGGUUGGGAAUUAAAAAAAUACAGGCUCUAAUGGCUACAUUUAAUGACCCUUUUUUUUAA